Molecule: messenger RNA, 4472 nt
Organism: Trichogramma pretiosum
Lineage: Eukaryota; Metazoa; Arthropoda; Insecta; Hymenoptera; Trichogrammatidae
Product: lysosomal alpha-glucosidase-like
Exons: 17
Coding region: 300-3716 (1138 amino acids)
Biological process (GO): carbohydrate metabolic process
Molecular function (GO): carbohydrate binding; alpha-1,4-glucosidase activity
Source: RefSeq, a predicted model, not a curated record
GUAGCGUGUGUUGACUGUUGUGUAUUAAUGUCGCCUGCGUUAGCCGCAUUUCUUGCUAUUACUACUUCGCGCGACAGCUAUUUCUGUAAAUGGACUGCGGUGGUGCAGCGGGCGAAAGUUCGCUUUGAGCUGCUUUCCCAUUAUUGUUUCGUGUGGUGCAUUUUACUUGCGGCUCUUCCGAACUCUUGAAUUCGAAAAAGUGGUGUCGAUUUGAGUCCGGUGUUGUUGCAUCCCCCUCAGUCAUCGGUGUGUGUUUUGAAGUUCGGUUAUGAUCACCUGUUGCGCAGUCGUGACAUUUCAUGCAUAACAACGCCAGAGAAUUAUUUUUCGAGAACAUGGGGGCCAAAAAGCCAGCGGAUACCAGCUUUCUGAUAGCCAAUUCUGGUGGUGAAGGCUCAUCAACACCUCCAGCGAAUCCAGUACUUCCUGAUAAAAAUUCAAUGAUUGACAAAAUGAGUGCCAAAAAGAUGGCAGAUUCAAGUUUCUAUUUUACACCAAACUCUGGUGAAGGCUCAGAAUCACUAUUGAUAAAUACUGUUAAUUCAUCGGCAUCUCAAAAUUCAGUAUUAUCGGAUGAUAACAGUUUCAAAGUUAACAUGAAGAGUUUUUUACAGUACGCUUCACCUAUACUUUUGGCAAUCAAAUAUGCUGCUUUUUUUGUCAUUUUUGUACUCAGUGUUUAUGUGCUGGUACAAUGCACCGAAUACUUUAAGGAAGCUAAACAACAACAAGAUGAAAUGAGAGAGGAACUGAAUACUUUUCAUAUCACGGCUGAACAUAGUCUCACUCAAUUAGAACGACUUCAAGGACAAAUGGAAGAUAAAAUUGAAAAUAUUAAUGUACUAACAGAACUUGGUGCACAGCGAAUAAAAGAUAUGUUUUCUUUCUCCAAAUCUGAUCUUAUGAAAGAUUAUGCAGAAGAAGAUGGAGCUAAAUGUGAUUAUAUUCCAUUAAAUUUGAGAUUUGACUGUCAUCCUGAAAAUGGAGCAUCUCAACUCUCAUGUACAGACAGAGGAUGCUGUUGGAAUCCUCUUCACCAAUUGAAUUAUGAAAAAAAUGUUCCUUUAGAUGUGCCUUAUUGCUAUUAUCCAAAAAAUUGGACCUUAUAUAAAUAUGAUAACUUUACCAAAGAUGGUAAUGAUUUCUCAGGAUUUCUGAAAUUGCAGAAAAAUUCAUUCUAUAAAAAUGAUGUGCCACUAGUUAAGAUAGAAAGUUUUGGGGUGGAUGAUACAACUUUACGUGUCAAAAUAUUUGAUCCUGUUAAUAAACGCUAUGAACCACCUUAUCCUAUAAGAGAAGAUCCACAUCCAUUCUCUAAAGAAAAUAACAAUCCUCAGUAUGAAUUUAAAAUGGAUGAAAAUAUACCCGGAUUCAAAGUUAUGAGAAGCAAUGAUCAAAAAACUAUUUUCAACUCUAUUGGAUUUGGCGGUUUUAUAUUUGCUGAUCAAUUCUUACAAAUCAGUUCUGUACUUCCAUCUUCAAAUAUUUAUGGACUUGGAGAACAUCGAACAAACUUGAAAUUAAAUACCAAUUGGCAAAAACUUACUUUAUUCAAUGCUGAUCAACCACCUACAGAAAAUGCUAAUUUAUAUGGAUCACAUCCAUUUUAUAUGGUUGUUGAAAAAUCAGGAAAAACUCAUGGCAUGUUAUUCAUGAACAGUAAUGCAAUGGAUAUCAUUUUGCAACCAACUCCUGCUAUUACAAUAAGAAGUAUUGGAGGAAUAUUUGACAUGUACUUUUUUAUGGGCCCAACUCCUGCUGAUGUUUUAAAACAAUAUGCCCAAGUUGUUGGUAAACCAUUUUUACCUCCUUAUUGGUCUCUGGGCUUUCAUUUGUGUAGAUUCGGCUACAAAUCUUUGGAAGAGACUCGAUCUGUUUGGAAAAGAACAAGAGAUGCAUUAAUUCCAUUUGAUACUCAAUGGAAUGAUUUAGAUUAUAUGGAUAAAAACAACGAUUUUACAUAUGAUAAAAUCAAAUUCAAAGACCUGCCAAAAUUCGUAAAAGAAAUUCAUGACGCUGGCAUGCAUUAUAUACCAUUAAUUGAUGCUGGAGUAUCUGCUCUAGAAGAAAGUGGAUAUGUUCCUUAUGAUGAAGGCGUCAAAUUAGGUAUUUUUGUUAUUGAUGAAAAUGACAAUGUACCUUUUAAAGGCAAAGUAUGGAAUUUAAAUUCUACAACAUGGCCAGAUUUUACUCAUCCAAAAACUUCAGCAUAUUAUUCUGAAAUGAUGAGCAAUAUGCACAAGGAUUUUGAAUAUGAUGGUGCAUGGAUAGAUAUGAACGAGCCAUCAAAUUUCUACAAUGGUCACUUAAAUGGCUGUGAUUUCAAUAAUUCUCUCAAUACUCCUCCAUAUUUACCUAAUGUUGUUGGAAAUCUAUUAACUAGAAAAACUUUGUGCAUGAAUGCCAGACAACAUCUUGGAUAUCACUAUGAUCUUCAUAAUGUAUACGGAACUAGUCAAGCAAUUGUUGUUAAUAGUGCGCUAAAACAAAUAAGAAAUAAAAGACCAUUCAUUAUUUCUCGAUCUACUUGGGAAGGUCAUGGAUCUUACGCAGGACAUUGGACUGGCGAUAUUUAUUCUUCAUGGCAUGAUUUGAGAAUGAGUAUUCCAGAAAUAUUAGCAUAUAGCUUGUUCCAAAUACCAAUGGUUGGAGCAGAUAUCUGUGGUUUUGAUGGUAAUGCUACUGAAGCUCUUUGUAACCGAUGGAUGCAGUUGGGAGCAUUUUACCCUUUUUCUCGCAACCACAAUUCAGAUGACACAACUGAACAAGAUCCUGUAUCAAUGGGACAACUAGUAGUUAUGUCUUCCAAAAAAGCUUUGAAUGCACGUUAUUAUCUUCUCCCGUAUUUGUAUACCUUAUUUUAUCGUGCUCACAAGUAUGCAGAAACAGUUGCUCGACCUUUGUUUGUUGAAUUUCCAGAAGAUCCUAAUACAUUUGACAUCGAUACAGAAUUUUUGUGGGGUAGUUGUUUGCUGAUAGUACCAGUACUAAAAGAGAACGAAACAUAUGUAAAUACGUAUCUACCAAGAGGACCUUGGUAUAACUUUUAUACAAAAGAAUACUCUAAUUCUAUCGGUUCAAAUUACACCCUCGAUGCACCAAUCGAUACGAUUCCCUUAUUGGUGCGCGGUGGAUGUAUUCUUCCAGUUCAAGAGCCAAGUACCACCACCACUUUGAGCCGUCAAAAACCAUUUGGAUUGUUUAUUGCCUUAGACGAACGAGAAAGAGCCACCGGUGAACUAUAUUGGGACGACGGUGACAGCUUAGAUUCGAUAGAAAAGAAACAGUACUUAUUGUUCUCAUUCAAUGUAUCCGACGACACUUUGACAAGUUAUACGGUAGAAGGAUCUUACGGUGGAAAAAUGAAACUGGGAAAAAUCACAAUAAUGGGAGUUACUAAAAUUGUGCAACAAGUAUUCCUUAAUGAAAAUGACGUUAAGUUUGUCUACGACAAAGAAUUAUUAGUUUUGGAAAUUGAUAAUUUGUUUGUGGACUUUUCGAAGAAGUUUGUUCUGAGAUGGAGCGAUAGAAAAAUCGAAACACACGAACCAACAACAGCAGUGCCAAUAAAGAUUCAUAAAACUAGUCUUUCUAAUGAAAAUAUUAUACAUGCAGUUCAUUCAGGUACUUCAAUCAAUCGUAUUACAAUUUUUGAAGUUUUUGGACUGAGUUUGAUCAGUUUAUUGGCGUAUAAGUACCACGUGAUAUUAGUGUAAUAGAUUUUAAGAGUUUUCAAAUUAAGAUGAGAUCGAUCAUUGCUGGAUAACUAUAAUAUGCUGUGCAUAUCCUGCCCUACUGUUGAAGUUUUACUAUAGAUUUUAAACCAUUGAAAUAGUUACUUUUCAUACGUUACCUCACAUAGCAAUUUAUAUAAUAUUUUGUUACUUAUUUUGUAUAUCAGAGUGAUAAUAUAGUUUAUCCAGUCUUGUUAGCUCUCAAUUCUUCUCAUUAAAGUUACAAUGAGACUAGAUCUGGAGCGCCGAUUUUUCCAAAAUAUUUUUGACGUUUUUAUACACUGAAAACAUCGGUUUUACGCAUCUUGUUUAGUCUGGUUGCAGCUUAGUUACGUACAUUUAGACAUAUGAGUGUUUAUGCAUUUAAGCGACAUCAACGUAUUUUUAUUAAGUGUUUUGAUAUAUUCAGUAAGAGUGACCCUCUAAAAAUUUUUAAACAAAUUUUAUGCACUUGUAGUGCUAAAUACCCGCGAUUUUAGGUAUUUAAAUAUCUUUUAGACAGUAAAAUUGUGCACUUGUUAAGCAUUAUACUUAUUAAUUAACAAUUUCAUGUACUUUAAGUACUAAUUAUUCGCGAGUUUAGGUAUUUCAAUACCUUCCAGACAAUAAAAUUGCGCACUUGUUAAGCAUUAUAUUUUUUAAUUAACAUUUAUAAAUGUUGUUUUGAUAAGCUUUUAUUCUAUGAAAAAUGUUUUUGUAUUGAAAAGCAUGAUAAAUAAAAUUUGAUACGAAUAUGAA